CGGGGCAGUAAGUUCUAGUCAGUCCACAAGUCAAAUGGCGGGCUCGCAGUUAAGCCCGUUGACCCCAUGCGGCAGGGAGCUCCUAGAGCUCCAACAAGUCGAAAGGAUCCGCGCUCGGUUAGAGAGGGAACUGAAGCAAGCUACCGACAGAGAAAAAAAGAUCAAAAAUAGAGCAGCCAGGCUUGAUACGUUAGAGGCAGACAAAGCUGCAUUAGAGGGUUUGGAUGAGUCAGCCAUGUCUGACCAAAUGAAAGUGUUGAAGAACAGUGUACUGUUGCUGCAUGCGCAUGUGGACAGCAGACUGCACUUCAUCCAGAACUCUUUGGACCAGAUCUUGGACCUUUUGCAAAGGCCAGGAUUACGGCCAGCAACACAGUCGCUGUUGUCGUUAACGACGAUGUCAGGCCCCUUUCCGGUACAAGCUGGCACACAACCAAGUGCCUUAAAAGAUUUGGAAAGCGAGUGGUCAAGCAAGGAUCCUCGCGAAUCUUGGGUGGCACUAAGUACAGGUCCUAAAGGGGAACAUUUCGUUGUGGAAGUUGCUGUAGGGGGCCGCAAAUGUGGUGUCUUCGUGGACAUCGGCUCCACGCGGAAUUACAUAAGCCGCGACUGCUUGGAAAGGCUGCACCUAAAGGACCGGGUACAACACCUUAGUAGACCGGUAGCAUCUACUUUGGCCAAUAAGGAGCGCAUGGUUGUCACAGACUAUAUCAAGGAUGUAGUCUGUACCUUCUCCUAUGGAGGAGGGAAACUUAAUCACAAGAUUUCGUUCCUGGUUAGCGAUGACUUACCGUUUGAUAUGUUGUUAGGAAUGUACUACCUUGAGGUUGCCAAGCCCCAGUUUGACUGGGACAAGAAGGUGCUAAAGCAUAAGUUGCAGGAUGGAAGAACUGUAAGACUGGCUAAGUACAAGGCCAGUAGCUUAAUAGAAUCCUAUGGCUGCUUGUGCGCAUCAGCGUUCUACAAUUAUUACAAACAGAACCAAGAGGAGGGUAUGUACCUAGUGUAUGUCUCUGAAAAAGGGAAGGCCGUUAAAACACCCCCAGAGAUAGAACACGUCGUUGCUAAGUUCCCUGAUCUGUUCACAGGGCCUACAGGAGUCGUAGAAAGGGAGGUUGUCCACGCCAUAGAAAUCAUUCCAGGGAGUAAAACCCCGAAGGGAAGGAUCUAUAGGAUGGCUCCGACCGAGUUGGACGAACUUCGGCAACAACUGAAAGAGCUGACAGAAAAGGGAUGGAUUCGGCCAAGUACUUCCCCCUUCGGAUCUCCAGUGCUAUUUGUACCGAAGAAGGGGGGUACAUUGAGGAUGUGCAUUGAUUACAGAGGCCUCAAUGCCAUCACAGUGAAGAACGCAGAGCCUCUACCUCGCAUAGACGACCUAUUGGAUAGGGUGCAGGGAUGUAAAUACUAUAGCAAGAUAGACUUAAAAUUCGGCUACCAUCAGAUUGCAAUAAGACCCGAGGAUCAGCACAAGACUGCUUUUCAGACCCGAUAUGGUCUGUAUGAGUUUGUAGUGAUGCCGUUUGGCCUUUGCAAUGCGCCGGGUACAUUCCAGCAUGCCAUGAAUAGGAUCUUCCAUGACUAUUUAGACAAGUUUGUCAUCGUGUACCUUGACGAUAUUCUUAUCUUUAUAUCCACGGAAGGGAUUAGGCCGGAAGAUGCGAAGGUGGCUAGUAUCAGGGACUCGCCACGACCUCAGACUGUUACUGAGAUCAGAUCUUUCUUGGAAAUGUGCGACUACUAUAGAAACUUCGUAAAGAACUAUUCCACAGUCGCCUCUCCUUUGACUGAUCUAACUCGACUUGACACGCCGUGGGACUGGAGUGAUGAGUGCGAGGCUGCUUUCAAACGAUUGAGGCAUGCACUCAUGAAUCAUGAGGUUCUCAUGGUGCCCGAUCCUCAGAAGCCUUUCAUUGUAACCACUGACGCAAGCCAAUACGGCAUUGGCGCAGUGCUGGCUCAGCAGGAUGGAAAAAAGUUGAGACCGAUUGAGUAUAUGAGCAAAAAUAUGCCAUCAAAGAAACUGGCAAAGUCCAUCUAUGAAAGGGAACUUUAUGCUCUCUACAAAGCACUUGUCCAUUGGAGGCAAUUUCUGUUGGGACGGUUUUUCUAUUUGAGAACUGACCAUCAGACCCUUAAAUGGAUCAAGACUCAACCGGCUCUUUCUGAUGCACUCAAGCGCUGGAUUGAGGUCAUAGAUCAGUAUGACUUCAAGCUAGAGUAUCUGAAGGGAGAGUACAACAAGGUUGCAGAUGCGCUAUCACGUAGGGCAGACUACCUAGGGGCGCUAGUUUCUGAGUUUGGUGUAUCUGAGGAACUAACUCAAUCGCUGGUGGGAGCCUAUCAGGAAGACCCUGUCACGAUGGACAUCAUACGCAAACUUUAGGCAAAAGACAAGGUCACAGAAGAUGAGUUUGUGAUGGAGGACGGGCUUCUCUUUCUUGAUAAGGCCGGAUUUAAAAGUGUGAUUUUGCAAUUUGGAUUUCUAUGCUUCGUCCACAUUCAUGUUCCUUGCACUCGUCAAAUCAAAAGCAAUUUUGGAU
Messenger RNA from Chara braunii, 2543 nucleotides. The record is from the annotation of a GenBank genome assembly. Lineage: Eukaryota; Viridiplantae; Streptophyta; Charophyceae; Charales; Characeae.